Molecule: messenger RNA, 2311 nt
Organism: Oryza sativa Japonica Group (Japanese rice)
Lineage: Eukaryota; Viridiplantae; Streptophyta; Magnoliopsida; Poales; Poaceae
Source: RefSeq, a predicted model, not a curated record
CGCGCACAAGAAACGUAAACUCGUCCAUACCUUAAUUAAUUAUUAUCCAAGCGCAAACAUGAAACAUCCCUCCCGCAUUAAAUUGGCAUCUCCUAAUAAAUCUCACGGACUUCCAUAUCUACUCCCGGUUUCUGCUGGAUUCCUUCCUUUUUCUCAUCGCCUCGCCUGCCUCUUGGCCUUCCCCAUCCCCAUCUCUCAUCAGCCGCAAACUGCUGCAAACCCCACUAGCGCUCGCCCCCACCGUAAUCUCGCGCGAUUCUCGGAGGAGGAGAUGGGCGAGUACUGCGGCGCUGCUCCGGAGGAGGACCCUGCCAUGGCCCUCGUCACGCCGCUCCCCACCACCACCACCACCACCACCACGGCGGCGGCGGCGGCCAUCAAGCAACCCCACUACUACGGCUGCUUCGACCGCUGCUCCACCAAGCAGGUCUUCGACAACCUCCACGGCAACAUCUCGCUCGACCCGUUGGCUCGUGAGUUUGUGGAUACGGAGGAGUUUCAGAGGCUGCGGGAUCUAAAACAACUUGGCCUUACAUAUCUGGUCUACCCAGGAGCCGUUCACACACGUUUUGAGCAUUCAUUAGGUGUCUAUUGGCUAGCUGGGGAGGCUAUGAACAAUCUUCGACUGUACCAGGGAGAAGAGCUUGGCAUUGACCGUGUUGAUAUGCAAACUGUAAAACUUGCAGGCCUUUUGCAUGACAUUGGACAUGGCCCCUUCAGUCAUUUGUUUGAACAUGAGUUUCUUCCUCGUGUUGUUCCUGGAUCAACCUGGACCCAUGAAAAUAUGUCUGCACUGUUGCUGGACAGCAUUGUCGACAAACACCAAAUAGACAUUGAAGCUGAUCAUCUCAAAAUUGUUAUGGAAAUGAUUGUUGCCAGCUCUAAGUUCACUGCAACAGAAAGCACAAAGGAGAAGCGCUUUCUUUAUGACAUUGUUGCUAAUGGUCGGAAUGGUAUCGAUGUUGACAAGUUUGACUACAUUGGCCGUGAUUGCAGAGCAUGUGGUCUGGGUUGUAAUUUCCAGUACUGGAGGCUCUUACAAGGCAUGCGAGUCAUGGGUGAUGAAAUAUGCUACCCUGCCAAAGAUUAUUUGAGCAUCCAUAAAUUGUUUACGACACGUGCUGAUCUUCACCGCACUGUCUAUACACAUGCGAAAGUCAAGGCUGUUGAACUGAUGCUUGUGGAUGCACUUGUUGAGGCUAACGAAUACUUGGGAAUAGCUUUGCAUGCACAAGAUCCAGCGGACUUCUGGAAGUUAGAUGACACGAUCAUUAAAAGCAUUGAAACUGCUCCCAACGAUGAACUGAACAAAGCAAAAGGGAUCAUUCAACGUAUUCGCCGAAGAGAGCUCUAUAAGUUCUGCAAUGAAUAUUCUGUUCCAAAGGACAAGCUGGAGCACUUUAAGAAUAUAACCGCACAAGACAUAGUUUGUUCACAGAAAUCUUCCAAGGUGCUGCUGAAGGAAGAAGAUGUUGCUGUUAGCAAUGUUAAGAUUGAUUUGACCCGUGGAAAAGAUAAUCCCCUUGAAAGGUUUUUGAUUUAUAAACCCACUUUUCAGACUCUUAUAUUUCUUAGGGCGACAUAUCAGAUUCUGACCUGUUACUUUUGUUGGUCUGCAUAUCUACUAUCCCCAGCAUCAAGUUCUUUAAGGAUUUUGGUUGCGAUGAGAAGUUCCCCAUCACAGAUGAGCGGGUCAGCCACCUGCUACCUGCGUACAACCAGGACAGAAUUGUCCGGGUCUACGCCAAGAAGCACGAGCUGGUUGAAGCGGUGUCAGAAGCCUUCGAGAACCUACAACUGAGGAUGUAUGGUGAGAAGACACAAGUUCAUGACACUCCCAGGAAGAAGCGCAUUAGAUUCCACUAAUCUUCAGCAACUCCUUGUUGCCAAGUACUGUCAUCAGUGUUAGUUAGUAGUAGCUCGUAGCAUACUAGUACGACAAAGGAGAAAGGAUCAUAGGUAGACAUACGGAAGGAAGGAAGGAACCUUUUAUUACUGAGCGGGAGCAUCCAAUACUACUAAUUACGGGUUUUGUUUUUGCUGGUAAUCUGCACGCAUAAGUAACGCGCAGAUUAGUUGUACAGGUGAUAGGCCACAGAAAAUGUCUUGGGCAGUGGUGGUGUCACAUGACGGCUGGCUACCAUAGCAGAUAGUAGUAGCUGAUACGCCAGUAUCGUGAUCUUCUGAUUUUUUUUUUACUCUGAGCCUGGGCUGUCUGGGACUGAUGGCGUUGCUCCUGCUUUGCUAGUGAAUGGAUAUAUAAUUAUAUUAUAUAUAUAUAUAUAUUGGCAAACAACGUUUGUUAUGCUUA